AUGGAUGACGACCCAGGCUGCCUCAAGGCUGGCCCCUGGUCUGCAAAAGCGUUCGACGCCAUAGCUCGCGCAAGCGCAAGAUUCAUCAUCUCCACCACCAACUUGAUGUUCAUCACGAUGUGCCACGGCACCUGGAACUUCCUAUCGGAAGUGCAAGUGCUCCGGCCGUUCCUGUACGCGUGGCGCACCGACAACUUUUGGCUGCACUCCAUCGGUGGCUGGACCAUGGGCAUCUGGACGAUGCUUCACGUGUAUUCCUUGCUCCUGCCUUCAUUGUUCCACGGCUUCAAGAAUGUGGCCGUCGGUGGCCCGGUAGAGCUUCCCUUUCAGGUGAGCCUCGCUGUGAGCAACGUCGACGUGGACAACAAACUCGCCAACUGGGGAUACGAUGACAUCUGGCGUAUCUUCUGGAUGACUCUUAUCUUUUGUGUCCUGAUACCGCUGUCGCGCUCGGCCUGGGCGCUCAAGAAGAACUUCACUCUCGCCAUGUGGCUUCACAUGGGCGUUGGCAUAGGGUACUUCUUCGACAAUUGGCGACGCAGGACACAUCCGCACGUCUGGAUCCUCAACACCCCCGUCUUUCUGUGGUACAUCGCGGACAAGGUCUGGUGCUCAACAAGGGGUAGCGAUGGCACAGAGAUGGCGCACCCGUUCACCACGUGCUCGUCCCAUGACACGCCCAACAAACCAGCCACCCUCUCCGACACUACGGCGGUGAACACCAUGAUCGAGGUCCCGACAGACACCAGCGUCCACUGGAAAGGCCACCGGUUCUUGCUCGCCAGCGGCGGUCAGCGAUCCGUCACGACGGACCCUAAGCACCGUAACGUGCCAUCCUUCUUCAGUGGCAGAAGCCUCGGGACGCAUGGCUCGUCUGGGAGCAAGGACAUCGACGUGGAUUCUAUCUUCGAUGACGACGAGAAGGAGGAGCCAGAGGAAACCACGAUGAUUGGGGUGGACGUGCGCCCAGACAUUGAUGAGGUCUCCGUCAUCGUGGGAGGGCUGAAGCCGACGGCUUCCCGCUCGCUAAGCCUCCCACUUCCCGGGACGAUUUACGGACCAGAGACGGAGGUCGGCACGACGAACGACGGAAAUGGUUUCAACCCUGCAAGGCCUGACAAGCUUGUCAGAGAGAAGACCGGUGCCGAUGUCGGGGGGGCAAACAGAAAGGCGGUGAUCAAGAGACUCAACACGACAGCUUUCAAAGAGUACCGCAAGGCUGACGCUGAGAAAGGGCAGCUGGCAACAAUCCAGGCAGGGUCUUGGAGCAAGAUGGCCAUCGUUAAAGUAAACCGGAGGACGUCCAAAGCCAAGAAGUGCAGCUGUAUGGGGCUCACAUUCAUCUUGAGGAUCUUCCGUGACCCCGAGACUUCGAGCAUCGCCGACCUUGAGGCGGCUCAGCGGAACCCAACGUUUGAGCUUCGCACCUACGGGCCCUACCGUUCAGAGUACGGCCGCCUGGUGGAGUUCCCACACUUGCCCCCCCUGCUGAUCGUUGCUACAGGUGCGGGAGCGGCUCUCGUGCUUGACUUCAUCGGGUAUGUUAGGGCCAACAACAUCGUGCCUUUGCGGCCGGUUUCGGUGUACUAUUCCUCUGCUAGCCUGGCACUGCUUCAGUUCGUCACCAACACCCUUCUCGCCGAGCGGUCCCCCGGGAUUCACAUCCAGACCGCUCUGACACGCCACGAAGAUCUUCAGAUUGUUGAUGAGGCCAGCGGCCCCGAGCCCGAGCUGGUCAUGGGUCGUCUGGACAUCAAGAACAUCAUCGGUGAAGUUUCCCAAGAAACGGAGGUUUACUUCUGCGGUGGUGGGGGCAUCAACGCGCUUCUUCGCGAGACGUGCGCUAGGCGUGGCAUCAAGUACGUCGGCAGUUCCGUCCAGUGA
Ectocarpus siliculosus is the source of this 1884-nucleotide messenger RNA. The record is from the annotation of a GenBank genome assembly. Lineage: Eukaryota; Phaeophyceae; Ectocarpales; Ectocarpaceae.